AUGGAGCUUAUUCUCGACGCAUUUGACGCGUCGGCCUCUACCCUCAGGGCCCAGUACGAGCGGCUGCGGCAGUUGAAGGAAGAGGGUGAGGAUCGUGACGUCAAGAUGGAUGCCUUUCGUGCACUGCAUGAUUCUUUUUUGUCACAUACAGAAAAGAUGACGCGCGAGUUGGAUGCUCUUCAGAGCGACGAGGAGCGGGAGGCCGACGACAUUGAGGAGGAGGUGGCCGAGCUGGAGGCGGAGCUGCUGAUGCUCACUGAAAUGGCAGAAGGCCGUGACGCCGGUGGACGCGCUCUUCCUCCUCCAGCGUAUGCGUCUGUAGAAGUAUACACAGCCUUCGCGAUGCACCUGGGUGACUUUGUGGCGAGGCUGACGACCCUGCGGGAUGCCCUGCGGGGCCUACUCUCGCACCCCCAUCCGUUGGAGGCAGGUGGUUCUUCUCUCAUCACAUGGUGUGGUGUUAUGAACAGAAACGCGUGGGCAGAGAAGGAAUGUGAACUUGACUCAGCCUGGAGGGACUUGGAGGGCAAAGCUGGGGCUCUCGGCGCGACGUCGCAGGACGCUUUUAUGAGUGGUGCGCGGGGUCUCCUUGACGAGGUGUUGGCUUUAGGAAAGCGUGCCGUUGGCCUGGUAGUGAAUCUGCAGCGGUCUCAGGAAAGGAGGGAGAAAGCGGUGAGUCAGAUGGAAGGGCAUCAGCGUCGCCUCGUCGUUUGGUGCCGCCAGCAGCAGGUAAACCUUGACGUUCUACGUGAUCCGUGUCACAUUAAAGAGUUCUGCACGUCGCUUCUGGAACACUACAAAACCAUGUCGACUAAUUAUAGAGUUUUGUUGGAGUCAGCGGAGCCUGUUUUGGAGAGCGAGGCAGUGCAAGAGAGACUGCUGGAGGCAAAUGAGACUUGGGUGCAUUUGCAGGUUAACGCUCUUGAGAGACUGCGACAUACACUGUUUGAAGUGUAUGCGGAGACUCUAUUAGAAGAAAAUGUGGAGGAACACAGAAGUUUUGGUUCGCAGGUGGGUCCUUUUCUCGAGGAGCUGCAUAAUUCCCUCGUGGCCACACGUGACACGGCAUCCCCCCUGCAUGAGCGUUGUGCGCAGCUCAUAGAGGAGUGUCUGUCAUUGCAAAAAUUACUGCCAGAGCAUGACGAGUUAUGUAAAAAUCUUCUUGGCUUUGGGGAUCGCGUGCGAAUGAUGCGGGAGGCGUAUGCGUGUUUUCGGGCCGCAGCACUUUCCCGGGUGACGUAUUUGUCGUCGUCCGCUGAGGUGUUGGCGGAGGCGGCGCGCCGCAAGGAGGAAUUCGAAGGUUGCGUAGAAGAACUAAAAAUGUGGACAGAUAAUAAAGCACGAACCGAUACCUGGCGUGAUGUCCGGGAAAAGGUGCGUGACAUUAGGGCACUGUUGGAACGAGAACAUCAAUUUAUAGAUCAGGACCGAAAGAAAGAGGAAUAA
Molecule: messenger RNA, 1446 nt
Organism: Trypanosoma rangeli
Lineage: Eukaryota; Euglenozoa; Kinetoplastea; Trypanosomatida; Trypanosomatidae
Exons: 1
Coding region: 1-1446 (481 amino acids)
Source: RefSeq, a predicted model, not a curated record